GUCCGCUUGGCAAAAAGUGUACUCGCGGGACUCCGAGAAAUCCCGUGUGUCGGACGGAACCUUCGUACUCGUUUCUUCCCUUUUUCGCUCGGCGCACUCGCGUCGCCGCUCCGCGCCGCGUCUUUCGACCGCGUCCGUCGGCGUAGAGCACCUGUUACGGGAAACGUGGAAACCACGACCGAAGAAUAGCAUAUGGCCGAAUUUUCAAAGAAAAACUCCGCUGAACAAACAAUGGUUAAACGGCCUCGUUGAACGCAAAGGAGGAAACGAAGAUUUCUAGUUGCCAUUGAAAAUAACACUGCUCGGGCUCGGUAAUCGAGUUUCACUUUUGUUGCUCGAUCGAGCAACCGUAUCAUUUUCAGCGUUUUCCGGGUAAACCUUCCAACGACCGGACGAAGAAGAAACGAACGAAUCGGAACUGAAAUUUGGCUUCUCCUUCCCGCGGAGACGCCGAAGAGGAAAAGGAGAGAGAGAGAGUUCAUCCCCGAGCCAUCGGCAGUCGUUCGGACUCGGUGACCUCGAUCCCCGAUCCGCGUCUCCUUUCACUCGAACACUUCUUUCCGGUGGUCUUUCUCGCACCGUCGGUGCCAAGGAACGCGAUUGCAUUCUAUCGCGCCUGGACUGGUCUCGGUAGUCGGUGGUCAGCCCUCAGUUAGCCCGAGUUCGCUGGAGUAAGUCGACUCGAAGCCGCGUUCGUUACCUGCCAACUCGCUCUUUAGAUUUCACUUUCAUGUAAGUAUAACGACACGCGGUAAACGUUUUCGCUUCUGUCGAGAGCUGACGAGUCGACGGACGUCGCCGACCUUUCUUCGACGACGGUGGCCUACGGUCCUAAAUGCGGAUGCGUGUCUGCGAUCGUGAACCGAGAGUUGAACUCAUUGGGGAAGACGCUCGUGCGUUACACGUGGUGUUCGAACUCGGUUAUCAAUUCGCCACGGUACGAACCGUAUUUUGUUUAAUUUUCGCGAGCGUGGUACGACGUCGCGACGUGAAGUAUAACUCCGUCGGAAAAGUGUUUGCGAAUCUAUUUUGCUGGUAAGUAUCGUCGGUGAACGCGUCGUCUUCGAUUUCUCUUAUCGCCGCGAAAAGAGAGUACCGUUGUCGAUUGGUCGCGCGACGCCCGCGCCGGCAUUUCGCUACCGUUUGUAAAAGGACUGCCGAGCGCGAGGACAGUAAAUAAUUAACGAGUUUAAUCGCAGAAGCUCGCCAGCACGGUAUGAUUGCAACCCGUUCUGAAGACCUGAAUACGGAAUACGCGCCCACGACCACGACAAGAUCCUUCCGAUGAAAAGAUGUCGAGCGCGAAGGACGUGCUGAUAAAGUUGUGCGUUCUGUUCUUCCUUUACGAUCACGCUGCGUGUCUCAUUAUCCCGGAAGAGCUGCCCACGAUACUUUCGCUGAUCUACUCCAAUAUUCCACCGAUAAAGAAAGGCACCGAUUCGAGACUCGGCGUGGGUUUCAGACUCGGGGAGCACGCGGAUUUUCAAGUACUGGUAGAGCUAGGACCCCAGACCGAAACGGAUCCGAUCGGCACUGCCGAUAACAAGAGACGUCGAGAUGCGAUGUUCGGUGCCGCGAUGAGAGGAGAACUCGGACCGUUGGCUCAAGCGGUUGCGAACUAUCAAUUGGAACGGAAAAUUCAGAGUGAACUGGAAAAAUUUAAAAGAACGGAGGAGAAGGUGAAUGCCGUGGACACCGAAGAAAGUAACGUCGAGAAGACUAAAGCCAGCGACUGGCUGGCAAAAUGGAGCAAAGAAAUGACGAAAUCGGGCACAGACGAAACGCCAUUCAAAGAUGUUUCCGAAGAAAACAGUUUCUCGUCGUCUGUGAAAAACAAGACUGUACAAAGGAUACGUUCAGGACCACCGCUUGCACCCACCGGUGGAAAAAGCGCCAUCUCUGAUCUAACAAACUUGUACAAACAACAAAAAGAUAAAAAAAGCGAGUGACUCGAGCGAAGCGUCUUCGUUAUAUAAGUAACAUCUAUUUUUUACGAUUCUACCGAGUUCGUUGUGUAUAUAAGAAAUAAAAAUUUAUACG
Messenger RNA from Hylaeus volcanicus, 2040 nucleotides. RefSeq lists its product as uncharacterized. The record is from RefSeq and is a predicted model, not a curated record. NCBI's taxonomy places the organism in Eukaryota, Metazoa, Arthropoda, Insecta, Hymenoptera, Colletidae. The transcript is spliced from 6 exons. Bases 1293 to 1949 code for a protein of 218 amino acids.